This is a messenger RNA of Piliocolobus tephrosceles (Ugandan red Colobus), 1987 nucleotides long. RefSeq names its product translation machinery associated 16 homolog (gene TMA16). The coding region runs from base 334 to 945 and encodes 203 amino acids. The record is from RefSeq and is a predicted model, not a curated record. Gene Ontology annotation, cellular component: nucleus. The transcript has 7 exons. NCBI's taxonomy places the organism in Eukaryota, Metazoa, Chordata, Mammalia, Primates, Cercopithecidae.
GGGGUUCCAAUCCCCAGGCUCGCAGUCAGCGCCAGGCCGAAUUCAGCCUCCCGCCGCAAGCUCCCUCCCGCCGUUCCCGACGAGCACGCAGGUGCCGCUGGCCUUUGGGCUAGGGCUUAAAAGCUCAACACGGGCGAAAAAGAUGCGGUCUCAGUUGACGGGGACGCUUUAGAGAAACGGACUCGCCUUUCCUGUUCCGGUUGGAUCUACGCCGGCUUCUCAGGCCCCAUGUGGGAUUCGGCCCGGGUGCUCUUGUGAGCUGCUGCUCCUGCGGUCGGUGAGAUUACCUCGGUCUAGAGUACGGAGCAGCUCCGUGGCCACGAGGACGUCACCAUGCCUAAAGCACCAAAGGGAAAAAGUGCAGGACGGGAAAAAAAGGUCAUCCAUCCAUAUAGUAGAAAAGCAGCUCAAAUUACGAGAGAGGCCCACAAACAAGAAAAAAAGGAAAAAUUGAAGAAUGAAAAGGCCUUGCGUCUCAACCUUAUUGGUGAAAAACUGCAAUGGUUUCAAAACCAUCUUGAUCCCCAAAAGAACAGAUAUUCAAAGAAAGAUGCUUGUCAACUAAUUGAAAGGUACUUGAAUCGAUUCAGCAGUGAGCUGGAGCAGAUUGAGUUACAUAACAGUAUCAGGGACAGGCAGGGGAGGCGGCACUGUUCCCGGGAGACUGUCAUCAAGCAGACGAUGGAGCGGGAGCGACAGCAGUAUGAAGGAUAUGGCCUUGAGAUUCCUGACAUCCUAAAUGCAAGUAAUCUGAAAACGUUUAGGGAAUGGGACUUUGAUCUGAAGAAAUUACCAAACAUUAAAAUGAGAAAAAUUGGUGCUAAUGAUGCAAUUCCCAAGAAGUGCAAGAGGAAAACUAUUGUAACUGUAGACCAAGAUUUAGGGGAAUUGGAACUAAACGAUGAAUCAAGUGAUUCAGAUGAGGAAAUGACUGCAGUGGCCUAAUUGUCUUCACUUGAAUUGAAAAUAAAUAAUUUGAGAGCUUCAAAUUAUAUUCAUUGAUUAUGGUACCUAAUUGUCAAGAUACAAGAUUUUGAUACUGACAUUCUCUUAUAUAAUGAGAGUUUCAUUUGCAGUUUCAAAAAUGGUGUUAUGAUAUUUAUUUUAAAAUGAAGAUUGUUUUUCAUUUACAUUAAGUUGCUAAAAUAGAUAGAUGUGAUCUGCAGAAGUUGUUUAAUGUUUUUCAUCUGAAUUUCGGGCCGGGAGGGAGCAAUAUAACUAAGGACAAAAAAUGUUUUGUUCCUCUUGUGUAUUUAUGACCACCUACUUUUAUGUUUUGUGGAGUGGACAGUAACCUGUUUCCUAAAAGAUUCCUGUGGGUACUUUUUGAGUUGUGAUAAGAGCAAAAUUGUCUUUCAGUAAUAAUAUCACACUAAUGCUUCUUUUAAACAUUAAACCUAUUUUCCUUUUUUACAAAAUAAGGGAAAAUGUGAUAAGAAGUUUGUAUACACUGCUGGAUUAUAGAUAAUUAUUUAUCUUUUGAACCAGAGUUAAAUGGUAAAAGAAAAAAAAAUCAGUGAUGAUCGUUAUGUUGAUUUCCCACAAUCAAUUUAUCUUUUGACAAAGGGGAUAAAGAGUUUCAGUUUAGCUCCUUUUAAUUGUAUAUUGUGUUUUGCUUUUUUAUUGUGAAAAGUGAUAGGUUUUAUUUGUGGAGAGAGAAUUAAAGAUUAGAGAACCAGAGAUUUUAAUUUUGCUACUUUUUCUUCUAAGAGAUAAGUUGACAUAUAAUUCAGUAUUUUCAGUGUCAUGAAAAACAUGAAUGUUGUACAAUUUUCUUCCUCAAAAAACUUGUUAAAUGCAAGUAUCCUUAGUAUGUUUUUAAAAGAGCACAAUGCAGGUGUAUUUGAGUAUUUUCAAGAAAAGAAUAAAAACAUUAAUGCUGUAUUAGGUUAACCGAAUAUCAACUAAGUCUUAUUAACAGUUAAAGUAUUAUAACUACUUUUUUUACUUCUGAAAAUUAAAAAUAAAAUUUAUUUCUGCAAUUUCA